AGUGGAUCCAUAUCCCCCUCAGGACACCAGUGAAUGCGGGGGCAGUCUCGGCCGCGGGAGUGGGCGAGAAUCAAAGACGGGAAGCGGUGGGGAGGGGGUGCGUCCUCUGCUGCCUGGGACGAUGGUGGAAGCGAGUUGGUCACAAGCAGAGGGGCAGCCGGACGUGGAGGACGAGGAGGAGACCAUCGAGACGUGCAUGCCGCGGUCGUGCCGCGGGUAGCUGCAAGAGGAGGUCCCGCUGGACCCGAAGCUCUGGCCGCGACAUUCUUGAACAUAGAAUGCAAGUCAGCCGAAGUGCCUAGGUUUCUGGCCCAUGUCCUUUUGAGGACGUUUCGAUUCAGGAUCUGGACUAGAUUCAGCUUGAUCCCACGAGGAACAUCUUCUGUUAUCACUGAUAACAGCGAGGCAUGCCUCGAGUAUCACUCCUUUGAGACGUUGUCUAGGAAAGCCUUAGAUUUGGAGGCCACUCUAGCAAACGCUCAACCCUCUCAGAGUGAUACGAAGAAGAAGAAGAGUCCUCAGGAAUGGAAGAAGAAGGGGGCCAAGCUGAUGAUGGUUGAGUCCGAUGGGACUCAAACGGAAAUCGACGAGCUCACAUACCUGAUGGACUAUUCAGAGUACGACGGCGAGGAGACCGCUGAGGGUAGCACCCUCGCCGCAGUCGUUAGGGCUAAGGCUGGUGGCCGAGUGAAGGGCCAACCAAAGAGUCAAGGGAAGGCCGCCUCCAAUCAGACCAAAGUGGCUGAUUGGGUUAAGGCAGUCGCGUCAAUGCUGACUUUCUACUUUGACGACGACGCUGGCUCUAUGCUGAGACGCUGGAUGGACACUGGCUUCUGGCUGGCACUUGUGAGAUACGGCGGCGCGCUGCUUGCCAUACAUGCUGGCUGGCUUGCUCUUGUCUACUUGGUAAGAAAGAAAGAGGAAAGGCAAAGGGCACAGCAGGAGGAAGCUGAGCAACUUGGUCAUCGGCUCCUUGAACGCUUGCAAGAGAGCUCAAUUCGGCGACAGAUGUAUCUCGAACAGCGGCAUGAAGCUGCCAGCAUCGAAAGACUCAAGUUCUGGCACUUUGAACCGUCCAACGGCGACGACGCAACACCAGAAGAGCAGCAUAAGGAGUUCCUCUCCAAACUCGUGACACGGUUGUUGUACACUUGCAACUACCAACAGUCGGAGUUAGAGAGACAAAACCAGGAACUGCAGCAACAGUACCAGGAUCUGAAGACACAUCACCAGGAGUUGGCGAACCUCCGCCGGAUAGUGCAGAGCCACGAGGAUGCUACACAGGCACUCAAUUCCUGUGUACUGGACCUGGAGCAAGCCGUACCAGGACCAGAUGCUGGUGAGUCCAGCAGUGCACCCUCUAACCGCCAACUGGAGCAACGCGUCGACCACGUCGUUGCAAUGCUCCGCGACAUCAACACCUUCGCUGCGCCGACCACCAUCAACAAUCAGCUGGAUACUUUGAAGACCGAGGUCCAGCAACUGCAGUCGACGAACACGGAUGGCAACAAUCCAAAGCAAUACAAGAUGCCAACUUUUCAACUCGAGAAGUUCGACGACUACAUGCAUCAGGACCCGGUGCUUUGGUGGGAAGCUUUCACAACGCAACUUCGGAUUCUGCCUGUCGCCAAGCACGCGUACAUCGGCGCCCUGUUCAUGAACUCAAAGGGCGGAUGCCAGAUCUGGUUAACCCACCUGGAAGCCACCCACGGCGUCGACGUCGCAGAUCUGAAAGACAAGAUCACAUGGGAAGAGUUAACACGGCUGUGGAAGAAGCGGUUCAUCGUCGACGACGCACCAACACUCGCCAUCAACCGUCUCUUCACCACGACUCAAGGCAACACAGCAACACGUGACUGGCUCACGGAAUGGCAGAAGAUCAAGGCAACACCCGAUCUUGACUUACCAUUUCCGCAUCUGCGCUGUGAGUUCUACAACAGGUCAUGCGCUGCAUUGAGCCAGGCACUUGGUGAUCGCGAGCAGUAUGCAACUUUCGCCGAGAUUAUUGACAAGGCGAGAGAGAUCAUCAAGACCAAUAGGGCGGCUGCACACGAGAGAUCAACAUGGCAGCCGACCUAUGUGGAGAAGGUAAAGACUGGUCCACGGCCGCAGCAUGUCGCUGCAGUUGAAUCGGACAGUGGAGAAGAUCCGGCAGCCGCCCAAGCAUCACGUGAGGGAGAUCAGGUGGCUGUCGUCCAGCCGCGAAGCAACAAGAAGUCCCGAGCUAACGGGAAGGCGAAAUCAGCAUCGCCUACCGGAAAUGGACAGCCAGCACCACCAUGGGUCAAGUUCGGCUUGACCGAGGCCGAGUACAAGUACCGCGGCCGUUACGGCUGCAGUUACUGGUGCAACGGCACCAAGCACAAGACCUCCCUUUGUGAGGAUCAGGCCAAGGAGGAUGCGCGGCCUCGCAGAUCUGCAGAAUUCGCACCAGGGAAGGGCUAUACCCUUUUGCUCCAGUGUCGUUCUAUCAAUAAUCCAGUCAUUGGUUGGCAAGCAUCGGAGUCCGGCACGAAGAUGAAGCCAAGUUCGGCUCGGCAUCCACAGACAGACGGGCAGACGGAUCGGGCACAUCAGACCGCUCAAAUGAUGCUUCGUACGCUCAUCCGUCCGGACCAGAAAGAUUGGGUUGACCGCCUCCUCGACAUCAAGUUUGCCUACAACACUUCGGUGCACCUGACGAUCGGCAUGACUCCAUUCGAGUUGCACCACGGUGGACGGAAAGGCCGUAUCUUCGCCGACCUUCUCCUCCCACGACCAGCCGACAUCGAUGCCGCUUGCUCUCCCGCUUCCGUCCGGAAGUACAGGGAAUUGCUGGCUCAAGCCCACGCGAAUAUGCAAAAGGCUCAAGUUCGCAUGCAGCAGCAAGCCAACAGGCAUCGCGUGCCAUGUCCCAUUCGCGCCGACGACCUGGUUUGGGUUUCCGCGGAAGAGUUUGCACUGGAACAGGAUGUCUCACGCAAACUGCUUCCCAAGUGGUUUGGACCAUGGCCCGUAACAUCAGCCGCGGGCGAUGAGCCCGAUGGCCCUUCAUUUGUGAUCAACAUCCCCCCGCACCUGAUGGUCCAUCCAGUCUUUCACGCCUCAAAGCUGGCGACAUACACGCCAGGUAAGAGCGACGACUUUCCGGGCCGACGAUCGCAGGACCCUCCUAUGGAUGGUCAUCAGGAAGUUGACCGCGUCAUCACCGAUCGCAAGUACGGCAGCAAGCCGCGGCAGUACAAAGUUACAUUCAAAGCCUGCGAUCGAGACGACACUCGGUGGAUUUCAGGAGCAGAUUUGAAAGCAUCCGCACCGCUGAUCUACGCGCAUUAUGAGAAGCAAAGGGCUUCGACUGCUUCUUUGAGGAGUCGAUUCAUUGUUGCUACCCAUUCAUUGAGGGAAGGGCAGGGUGUGGAGGGGUUGAGCUGCGAGGGAAGCAGGGCGAGGAUGGUAGCCAAGGUCGAGGUAGAACGGGGACAUGCCAGUGGAAGGGCAGAUGACGUUGUUAUAGGCAAUCUCGGUGGCUGUGAGCAACUGAUCCCAGUCGUGUUGGUGUGGAUGGCAAUACUUCCGCAGGAUUCUUUGGAGAGUAUCGUUGAUCUUCUCGGUUUGUCCAUCGGUCUAGGGGUGGAAUGCAGUGCUAGACUUGAGCGUGGUUCCAUAUGCUUUGAAGAUGUGUUUCCAGAAUUGGGAGAGGAAGCGGGGAUCACGAUCACUGAUGAUGUUUCCGGGGAGGCCGUGAUGGCGUGCGACAUGAUUGAAGAAGAGGGUGGCGACGUCUUUGGCACUGCGCGAAGUCGUGCAAGGAAUGAAGUGGGCACGUUUGGUCAGGCGGCAGACAAUGACGUAGAUGCAAUCAUGCCCGCGUACGGCUCCAAUGGCGAAGUCGAAGGCGUCAGUGAUGACAUAGAAAUGGCGAGUGGGGUCGGCGAUCUUGAGGACAGGGGCCGUGGUGAUGGUUUGCUUGACGGAGACAAUGUGGCCGAGGUAUUCGACGCUCGAAGCGGCAAACGUAAAUUUGCUGAGCUUGGCGUAGAAUUUCUGUUGUCGGAGGAUCGAGAGGACUUGGCGAAUAUGCUGGAGGUGGGACUUGAAGGUGGGGCUAAAGAUGAGGAUAUCGUCAAGAUACACGACGACACAGACUUCGAGGAGGUCACAGAAGAUGUGAUUCAUGGUGGACUGGAAUGUGGCGGGGGCAUUGGUGAGUCCGAAAGGCAUUACGAGGAACUCAUAGUGCCCGAACUGAGAGCGGAAUGCCGUCUUGUGGGUGUCCUCGCGGAUACGGAUCUGGUGGAAGCCACUACGAAGGUCAAUCUUGGUGAAAUAUUUGGCUCCACGAAGUCGAUCAAGGGGCUCGGAGAUCCGAGGUAAGGGGUACUUGUUCUUGAUCGUGAUCCGGUUCAAGGCACAGUAGUUUGUGCACAUGCGGAGUUCCGAAGUUCCACCUUUCUUUACAAAAAGGCAGCUAGUACCGAAGGGAGAUGAACUUGGCUUAAUGAACCCUUUUUUAAGGA
This is a messenger RNA of Chara braunii, 4496 nucleotides long. The record is from the annotation of a GenBank genome assembly. Lineage: Eukaryota; Viridiplantae; Streptophyta; Charophyceae; Charales; Characeae.